Molecule: messenger RNA, 2729 nt
Organism: Anopheles bellator
Lineage: Eukaryota; Metazoa; Arthropoda; Insecta; Diptera; Culicidae
Exons: 10
Coding region: 1-2613 (870 amino acids)
Biological process (GO): proteolysis
Molecular function (GO): zinc ion binding; metallocarboxypeptidase activity
Source: RefSeq, a predicted model, not a curated record
AUGAAGUUCUGUGCUGUGUUUCUGGCCGCCCUGGUCCUGGCCGUGCUGAGCCACGGUGGCUCGGCCGAGCAGGUGUCCUACCGCGACUACAAAGUGUACCAAAUUCAGGUGGACAGCAUUGAAAAGCAUACCAUUCUGAAGCGAUGGGAACGCGUGAGGGGUGUAGAUUUCUGGGACCGUGCCGGUUACCGUGUGAUGAUCCCCCCGAGGCUCCAGAAGGAUUUCGAGCGGUUCCUGAGCGCGAACAAGUUCACCUACCAGCUCACCAUCGAGGAUGUUGAGGCGACGAUUGAGGCGGAACGUGAGUACGAUCGGGAGUACCGCCGGCAGAAGGCUGCAUCCGGUCGGUCAACAGUAGAUUUCGAGCACUUUUGGACGAGUAAUGAGGUCAAUGCUUACUUGGACGAGUUGGCACGAGACUAUCCGAACUUGGUGCGUGUGGCUACGAUUGGCAACACUCACCUGGGGCGUCCAAUCAAAUCGAUUACAAUCUCGACCAACAACGGUGUGGCCGGAUCGAAGCCGUUGGUUUUCAUCGAUGGCGGUAUUCAUGCACGAGAAUGGGCUGCUGUGAUGUCGGUGGUGUACUUGAUUCACGAAUUGGUGGAACACUCGAGCUCUUACGCGGACCUGCUGAACAAAGACUGGAUCAUCAUUCCCGUCGCCAACCCAGAUGGUUACGAGUUUUCGCACACCGAUAACCGGAUGUGGCGCAAGAACCGAUUCCCGGCCACCAUCCUGUGCACUGGUAUCGAUUUGAACCGUAACUGGGAGUACAUGUGGGAAUUCUCGAGCAAUGCUUGUUCUGACUCGUACGCCGGUACGGCCGCCUUCUCGGAGUUGGAAACUCAAGCCCUGAGCCGGGUCAUGCAGCAGUACGCAUCGAGCAUGGUUCUGUAUCUCGCUGUUCACACGUACGGCGAUAUGAUCCUGUACCCGUAUGGAUACGCCUGGCCUUUCAUCCCGGUGACGAACCAAGCCGCUCACAUUGCCCUUGGAGAGCAGGCCCGCAGCGCGGUCACUGCCGUCGGUGGGCCACUGUACCAGGUCGGCAAUAGUGCCGAGAUCCUGUACACCGCAAAUGGUUGCAGCGAUGACUACGCUGCGGGAGUGAUUGGAUCCCGAUUCGCUUUCACGCUCGAGCUAACUGGAGGAGGAUCUACCGGAUUCGACCUUCCUGCUAGCCAGAUCAUGGCUGUUGCAUCUCAAACAUUCCAGAUCUUCCGCACGAUGGCCAACAACGCAUACGUUCAUGAUUUUGCGGCAACGGCUUCGCCGGCAUGCGAGUUAUACUGUGCGCUAACGGCUUCGGAUUUCCGCAGUUUAAGUUUGACCGUCGAUGAGCACAGAAUGAAGUUGCUUGCGGUGUUUGGUGGCUGCUUGGUGGCCUUGGCCUUUGCGAAAGCCGGUUCCUAUCACGAGUACGAGAUAUAUACAGUCCAUCCGGAAACGCAGGAUCAGCUUUCGCAGCUGCUUCAGUGGCGUUUGAAGGAGGAUGUAGACUUUUGGGACGCACCGAAACUCAAUCGACAGGCUCGUGUGAUGGUACCUCGGGCCGAACGCAAAGCCGUCACGGACUUUCUCGACCGACUUGACGUGGAGUACGAUCUGGUGGUGGAAGAUGUCCAAGAACUAUUGGACAAGGAGGACCGUCGGAAUGAGAACCAUCUGCGGCGCACCAGACGAGACUCUAACUCGAUGGCAACGAUCGAUUUUGAGCACUAUUGGACGUUGGAAGAAAUCUACGAUUAUCUGGCGGAGCUAGAGCUGGCGUACAGUGACUUGGUGCGCGUAUCAGAUGUGGGCACCACGCACGAGGGAAAUCUGAUCAAGGCCAUCACUAUCUCGAGGAACGGAGACGUCGAUCAAAGUCGCCCGAUUGUCUUCAUGGACGGAGGCAUCCACGCUAGAGAAUGGGCCGGUGUGAUGUCGGUAAUGUACAUGAUCCACGAGUUCGUCGAGCACUCGGACCAGUACGCGGCGGAGCUGGACAACACGGAUUACGUUAUCAUACCGGUGCUGAACCCGGAUGGCUACAGAUACACGCACGAGACAAACCGGCUGUGGCGUAAAAACCGUGUCCCGAACAACGUGCUCUGCUACGGUGUCGACCUGAACCGCAACUUCCCCUUCCAGUGGGACUGGACGACCAACGCGUGCUCGAACACGUUCGCCGGGACCGUGCAAUCCUCGCAAAAGGAGACCCAAGCCAUGAUGGCGCUGCUCGAUCAGUACAAGAGUGCCGUCCGUGUUUAUCUGGCGGUCCACACGUAUGGCGAGAUGAUCCUGUGGCCUUGGGGCUACGACUUUCUGCACGCACCGAACGGGGAAGAUUUACAGCGCCUCGGCGAGCAGGCACGCGAUGCUCUCGUCGCCGCCGGUGGACCAGAGUACGAAGUGGGCAAUUCGGCCGACGUGCUGUACACAGCUUCCGGGGCCUCGGAUGACUACGUGUACAGCGAGGGCGUCCCGUAUGCGUAUACGGUCGAGCUGACCGGCGGUGGGUUGGACGGGUUCGAUCUGCCGGUUACCGAGCUGUCGAAGGUGGCUGCCGAUACGUUCGUGUUGUUUAAAGUUUUUGGUCAGUACGCUGGCACUCUGACGGUGUCUUGAUACUCCUCAAGAACCGCCGAUCGCUUAUCAGUGCGUAAUGCGCUACUUGCGGUGAAUCGGUUAUAAACUGCACAAGCAAAUCCAUUGAGUAAUGCAAUAAAAAGGUGCAAUCGUUA